AUGGCGGAUAAAAACACCAGGAUCGCCAUCGUCAACCACGACAAGUGCAAACCCAAGAAAUGUCGGCAAGAGUGCAAAAAGAGCUGCCCGGUGGUCCGCAUGGGGAAGCUCUGCAUCGAGGUGACCCCGCAGAGCAAGAUCGUUUGGAUCUCGGAGUCGCUUUGCAUCGGCUGCGGUAUCUGCAUUAAGAAAUGUCCGUUCGGAGCGCUGUCCAUCGUCAAUCUACCCAGCAACUUGGAAAAAGAGACCACGCACAGAUAUGGCGCUAAUUCCUUCAAACUUCACCGGCUGCCCAUUCCCAGACCGGGAGAAGUUCUGGGGUUGGUGGGGACCAACGGAAUCGGCAAGUCCACGGCCCUCAAGAUCCUGGCCGGGAAACUGAAACCCAACCUGGGAAAGUUCGAUAAUCCUCCAGACUGGCAGGAGAUUCUCACUCACUUUCGCGGCUCGGAGCUGCAGAAUUACUUCACCAAAAUCCUGGAGGACGACCUACGAGCUAUCGUCAAGCCGCAGUACGUGGACCAGAUCCCCAAGACCGUCAAGGGAUCCGUUGGCGCCAUCCUGAGCAGAAAAGACGACAUGGACACGCAGGACCUGGUUUGCCAGCAGCUUGAUCUGAGCCACUUACGGGAAAGGAACGUUGAAGACCUGUCGGGAGGAGAGCUCCAGAGGUUUGCCUGCGCCGUCGUCUGCAUCCAGAGAGCCGACAUUUUUAUGUUUGACGAGCCGUCCAGCUACUUGGAUGUCAAACAGAGGCUGAAGGCCGCCAUCACCAUCCGCUCGCUCAUAACGCCAGACAGGUACAUCAUCGUGGUGGAGCACGACUUGAGCGUGUUGGAUUACUUGUCUGACUUCAUCUGCUGCCUAUACGGCGUCCCCAGCGCCUACGGAGUGGUCACCAUGCCCUUCAGCGUUCGAGAAGGCAUCAAUAUCUUCUUGGACGGUUACGUUCCCACGGAGAACCUGCGCUUCCGGGAGACCUCCCUGGUGUUCAAAGUGGCCGAGACAGCGAACGAGGAGGAAGUCAAGCGUCUUCGGCACUACCAGUAUCCUGAAAUGGCCAAGACCAUGGGCGAAUUCACCCUGGAGAUCAAGGGCGGGGAGUUCACAGACUCUGAGAUCAUGGUCAUGCUGGGGGAGAACGGCACGGGAAAGACGACCUUCAUCAGGAUGUUGGCGGGAGGACUCAAACCAGACGGCGGAGGUGACGUUCCCAUCCUCAAUGUGAGCUACAAGCCUCAGACCAUCAGUCCAAAGUUCAAGGGGAGCGUCCGGGCUCUUCUUCACGAGAAGAUCCGGGACGCUUACACGCACCCUCAAUUCAUCACGGACGUCAUGAAGCCCAUGCAGAUCGAGAGCAUAAUCGACCAGGACGUGCAGAACCUUUCAGGAGGAGAGUUGCAGAGAGUGGCCCUCACCCUAUGUCUGGGCAAACCGGCCGACGUGUACCUGAUCGACGAACCCUCGGCGUACCUAGACUCCGAGCAGAGGUUGAUGGCGGCGAGGGUCAUCAAGAGGUACAUCCUUCACGCCAAGAAGACGGCAUUUGUGGUGGAGCACGACUUCAUCAUGGCCACGUACCUGGCGGAUCGCGUCAUCGUCUUCGACGGGAUUCCCUCCAAACACACGGCCGCCAAUACUCCGCAGGGUCUCCUGGCCGGCAUGAAUCGCUUCUUGUCCCUGCUGGAAAUCACCUUCCGCCGAGACCCGAACAACAAUCGGCCGCGCAUCAACAAACUCAAUUCCAUCAAGGACACGGAACAGAAGAAGAGCGGGAACUAUUUCUUUUUGGACGACUAG
Molecule: messenger RNA, 1800 nt
Organism: Nerophis lumbriciformis (worm pipefish)
Lineage: Eukaryota; Metazoa; Chordata; Actinopteri; Syngnathiformes; Syngnathidae
Source: RefSeq, a predicted model, not a curated record